Molecule: messenger RNA, 976 nt
Organism: Spirodela intermedia
Lineage: Eukaryota; Viridiplantae; Streptophyta; Magnoliopsida; Alismatales; Araceae
Source: the annotation of a GenBank genome assembly
AUGACAAUGCAACGGCUGGUUGGACGAGGACCUCGCGAACGGAAAAAUCUCAUACUGUCUUUCAAUCGCCGGCGUUUAACCUGCCGGGGCGAACCCAUUAUUCUGUGAUAUUCUCUCAUUAUUCUUCCACCCUACCAGCUUCACAUGUACAAAGAAACCCCAUCAAAAAGUAUUCCCUUUCCUUAGAUUCCACUUCCUCGACCCCGUGCGGCGGUGGGCUCUCUCUCUUGUGGACCCAAAAAAUCCGGCAACCUCUCCGCCUCCGGGAGAGUCCACCGCCCAGUCGCCGCCCUUCCGUCGUUUAGCCAGGCGCCACCGCCCCUUGGCAAACCCAACAGGCCACCCCAGCCACACACCGCGGUCUCGACGACCAGCCGUGAACAGGAAGGCUUCUGGGGGAGUUAAUGGCCCGACUACGAAGCCCAGAUAUGACUUGAGAUCAAAAAGUCAAAGGACUUUUAAUUACCCAUCGCCGUUUCUUGCCGCUGAGCGAGAACGUAGACUUUUUUGUGGCCAAAUUCAUGCUGUGGAGGACGUUGGCCGACGCCAUCAUCGCAAGCGUCUUCCUCGGCUUCAUAAAAUACUUUUUUUUAAAUUAGCUUUAAAUUUAGAUGUUAAAUUUAUCUGUCAAUAUAAAUAUGUAUUUCGUUUGGGGACUAAUUUUAAAUAAUAAUAAUAAUAAUAAUAAUAUGCUUUAUAAAACGAGGUUGGGUUGGGAAGUAGUAAGUAGCCCAUGAACGGUAAUACUCCCUCAUAUUUUUUAUUUUUUUUAAAGCAAGUAAAAUAGACAAAUAUUAUACUUUGUAGAGUUGGGCCUCAUUUUUUGUGUACAAAAAUACAAAUUAUGAGGAUUUUCUCCAAACCCAAUAAUUAAAUAAUGGGCUUUGUGCACAUCUACCAGUUACUUGGAUUUAUGAUCCUCAAAGUUUAAAGUAAAAAAUUAUUUACCGGAAAUUUGAUCAAAUUGAAUAUUUAA